Messenger RNA from Penicillium verrucosum, 231 nucleotides. RefSeq lists its product as uncharacterized. NCBI's taxonomy places the organism in Eukaryota, Fungi, Ascomycota, Eurotiomycetes, Eurotiales, Aspergillaceae. Bases 1 to 231 code for a protein of 76 amino acids. The record is from RefSeq and is a predicted model, not a curated record. The transcript is spliced from 2 exons.
AUGACUUGUUUGUUGAUUCUUUGUAUUUGGGGUCAUGGGUUGCAAGUAAAUGGUUCAGAGGUGACGUUGAAAGGAUCGGAGUCUGCCUGGGUCCACUUGCAACGUUGUGCUUACACCUGGGCACUCGGGAAAGAGAUGGCAGGUACGAUGGACAGGAGGAUAUGUAACUUUGAUAUGACCAGCGGAGAAUAUAUAUCCACAGAUAUAUAUGUUCUUGAUAAUGUUCGGUGA